Messenger RNA from Condylostylus longicornis, 5095 nucleotides. It is a transcript of the gene Nedd4, whose product is annotated as E3 ubiquitin-protein ligase Nedd-4. Lineage: Eukaryota; Metazoa; Arthropoda; Insecta; Diptera; Dolichopodidae. Gene Ontology annotation, biological process: ubiquitin-dependent protein catabolic process; regulation of dendrite morphogenesis. The record is from RefSeq and is a predicted model, not a curated record. The transcript is spliced from 17 exons. Gene Ontology annotation, molecular function: ubiquitin protein ligase activity; sodium channel inhibitor activity; protein binding. The coding region runs from base 1016 to 3625 and encodes 869 amino acids.
UUUUUUUUUACGCUACGCCCGAUAGUUAAAUUUUGCAACGUCAAAAAAUUAGAAGAAAAAAUUUAUUUUUUUUUUGUCGUUUUAAAUUAUUUUAAAUGGGAAAAUUUUAUAAUUUGUAAAUUUAUUUAAUUAUAAUUUAUAUUUAAUUAAAGAGAAAAUAUCAUACAAAUGUGAAUAAAAAAUCAAAAAAAAAUGUUAUUACUUCAGAAUUGAAUUAUAAAAUCUACAUACACACAUAUACAUGUUAUGUAUAUACAUAAUAAAAAUAAAUGAAGUGAAGCAGAAUGUGCGAAUAGCGAUUGAAAAAUAUGCUUAAUUUAUUCAUAAUUUUAUCAUAAUUAGAAAAUUUUUUAUAAUAUAUUAAACAUUUCGGGAAAAAAAAUAUGUAAUUUAAAUAUUUCACGUAUAAGAGAUAAUUAUAAAAAUAUAAAAAUUUUAAUUAAAUGACGAAUAAUUUUUAAAUACACUCCAACAUAUAUACACAAUAGCUAUAAAUAUAUCUUUAUACUAAUGUAUUUUAAUAUGUAUUUUAUAUUUUUCUAAAUAAAAAAAAAUAUAAAUUUUUAUGAUACUUACUGAUUUAAUGUUAAAAAAAUUUUCAUAGUGGUCAAUAUUCAGUGACAGUGAUUUUCUUCAAUUUUGUAUAAGCAUUGCUUCAGUAUAGAUAAAGUGGUGGCAGCGAAGAAAAUAAUUUAAAUUAUAAUUUCUUAUUUCUAAUUUGUAUUUAAAAUUAAUAGUCUAUUAACAUCACUUUUAACUUAAUUUAUCUAGUUCUAAUUGUUAUCUAUACCUGUCAUUUAAUUUGUACCUAUACCUACUUAUGCUAAUAUCAAUCAACCUUAAUAGCUAAAUUUAUGAUAAACACUGCAUUAUCUACAUGAAUAUUUGGACUUUCAUAAAAAAAAAGAGAUAUUUUCUAAUUUUAUAAUACAUUACUUAUAUAAAAUUCGAAUUUUUCCAAUAUAAUUAAAUAAAAAUUUAAAAUAUCUAAAAAGAAAGAGUAAUAAGAAAAAAAAUGGCUGAAGGGGAAAAUAAUACAACAGUAUAUGGAUAUUUACCGCACAAUAGUGAUGUUUAUAAUGAUGAAGGCGUUAGUCAAAUUCGAAUUAAAGUUUUGGCUGGUAAAUCAUUGGCUAAAAAGGAUAUAUUUGGUGCAAGUGAUCCUUAUGUUAGAAUUGACCUAAAUACAAUCAAUGGUGAUAUUAACAUUGAUUCCGUUCUUACAAAAACUAAAAAAAAGACGCUAAAUCCAGUAUGGAAUGAAGAAUAUACAUUUAGAGUGAAACCAAACAUACACAAAUUAGUAUUUCAGGUAUUUGAUGAAAAUCGUUUAACUCGUGAUGAUUUUCUUGGAAUGGUAGAAUUAUCAUUAGCGAAUUUACCUAGAGAACAAGAUGGAAGAGAAAUACCAGCAAAAUCAUAUCCAUUAAGGCCAAGAAGGUCAGUAGGUGCAAAAUCGCGUAUAAAAGGUACACUAGAAAUAUAUCAUGCGUAUAUUAGAGAUUUGGAUUCACCUGCUGCUACAACCGAUAAUGAUUGGGAGCAUGUGGAAAAUGUUUCGAUUAUUUCUAGUGCUCCAAGCACGUUUGGAAAUAACUCUACAGUUGAGCCUUUACCACCUGGUUGGGAGGAGAGACAAGAUGCAAAUGGUCGAACAUAUUAUUUAAAUCAUAUUGCUAGAACAACACAGUGGGAAAGGCCGACCUCAGUUCAUUCCACAAAUCAACAAGUCGAGGCAGCAGCAUCAGAUUUUCAGAGAAGAUUUCAUAUUAGCGCUGAUGAUUCCGAAAAUCAAAGGAAUCAGGAAUCUUUGAGUUCUGAUGAAGGAAUUAAUAGAGAUAGUGCUGUAGAUCUAUUACGAAAUGUUUCAAGUAGAACAAGAUAUUCUGAGAACGAUAGACAAUAUGGAAAUAAUAAUGGAAGUAGCGAAGAUGACGAAGAAGAUAUAGAUGAAGGAGAAGAUGAGGAGGGGGAGGAAGAAGAUGACAUUGAAGAUGAAGACGAUGACGAUAUUGAAGAGACUGAAGAAAAUACAAAUAAUAAAAACUUACCAAAGAUAUUUACCGAAGAUAAUGACCAAGCUGAUAGCGGUAAUAGGUCAGAAAACUCUACAGCUUCAACAAGAAGAAAUUCAAACGAUGGUGAAGCUUCUCCAGAACAACCGGUUAAUAAUAGUGAAGAAGAUGGUUUACCACCAGGUUGGUCAAUGCAAGUAGCUCCAAAUGGUCGUACAUUUUUUAUCGACCACACGGCUAAGAAAACGACGUGGAUCGAUCCACGUACUGGUCGCGCUAGUCCAAUGCCAAAUCAGACAAGUAGGAGGGUUGAAGAUGAUUUAGGUCCUCUACCUGAGGGUUGGGAAGAGCGUGUUCAUUCAGAUGGAAGAGUAUUUUAUAUUGAUCAUAAUACAAGAACAACGCAAUGGGAAGAUCCUAGAUUAUCAAACCCAAAUAUCGCUGGGCAAGCUGUACCAUAUUCUAGAGAUUAUAAACAAAAAUAUGAAUACUUUAAGGGUCAAAUUAGAAAACCUACAAAUGUACCUAAUAAAUUAGAAAUUAGAAUAAGAAGAAUUUCAAUAUUAGAGGAUUCGUAUAGAAUUAUAAAUUCAGUUAAUAAAACCGAUCUACUUAAAACGAAAUUGUGGAUAGAAUUCGAAGGAGAAACUGGUUUAGACUACGGUGGCCUUGCUAGAGAAUGGUUUUUCUUAUUAUCAAAGGAAAUGUUUAACCCGUAUUAUGGUUUAUUUGAAUACUCAGCUAUGGAUAAUUACACAUUGCAAAUUAAUCCAUUUAGUGGCUUAUGUAACGAAGAACAUUUGAGUUAUUUUAAAUUUAUUGGUCGGAUUGCUGGAAUGGCCGUUUAUCAUGGCAAAUUAUUAGAUGCAUUCUUUAUUCGUCCAUUUUAUAAAAUGAUGUUACAAAAGCCGAUAGAUUUAAAAGAUAUGGAAUCUGUUGAUACUGAAUACUAUAAUUCAUUAUUAUGGAUUAAAGAGAAUGAUCCUACGGAACUAGAAUUAACUUUUUGUGUUGAUGAGGAGACAUUUGGUCAUACAAGUCAAAGAGAAUUAAAAACGAACGGUGCUAACAUAAAUGUUACAAAUGAUAAUAAGGACGAAUAUAUUAAAUUAGUUAUUGAAUGGAGAUUUGUGGCACGUGUUAAAGAGCAAAUGGGAGCAUUCUUAGAAGGUUUUGGUUCGAUAAUACCAUUAGCAUUAUUAAAAAUUUUUGACGAAAAUGAGUUAGAAUUACUUAUGUGUGGUAUCCAAAACAUUGAUGUUAAAGAUUGGCGUGAUAAUACAUUAUAUAAAGGAGAUUAUCACAAAAAUCAUAUUAUAAUACAAUGGUUCUGGAGGGCUGUGCUUUCAUUUUCAAAUGAAAUGCGUUCAAGACUGUUACAAUUUGUUACUGGGACAUCACGAGUACCCAUGAAUGGUUUUAAAGAAUUAUAUGGUUCAAAUGGUCCACAGAUGUUUACUAUUGAAAAAUGGGGAACACCUGAUAAUUAUCCAAGAGCACAUACAUGCUUUAAUAGACUCGACCUUCCACCAUAUGAAGGAUACCUACAAUUAAAAGAUAAAUUAAUUAAAGCCAUUGAGGGUAGCCAAGGGUUCGCUGGAGUUGAUUAAAUUAAAUAUAAAUUUAAUACAUUUAAUAAUAUAUUUAUAUACUUAUUCAAUAAAUAUAAUAAACAAAAAAUAAUUUUAAAUUUAAAAACAAUUUUUAUUAUUCCUACAUUUAAAUCUCCUAUUUCAUAGCAUUGUUAAUGAAAAAAAAAAACAAUAGGCGUUAUUAAUCAUUAGAUAUUUUUAAUAAAUUAAAGAUUAAAUUUUAAAAGUAAAAACGAAGCAAAACAUUUACAAAAAUAUUUUGUUUGUACUUAUUAUAAAAAAAAAAAUUAUUGUUGAAUUUUUGUAAUGUAAAAACAAAAACAAUUAAUUUUUGGAGAUACAUACAUAUGUAAUUUUUUUAAAUUUUCUUUUUUAAAUUAAUAAUUUGAUAGUUUUUGUGGAAACAACUUUUUAAUAGGUAUAAUUAUAGGUGAUUAUAUUUCAUAAUUAAUUAAUUUACCUAUAAAUUAGUAAUUUUGUGUUCUUAUAAAGCCAAUGCAAUAUUAAAAGUUAAAGCAGUUUCAUAUUGUUUUUUUUUUUCUUCUUCGCUUUAUAAAAUAAAUACUUUACACAUGUAAUCACAAAUAUUCAUAGAGCAAAGGACAUCACUUUUGUACUUACAUAUAAAAUUUUAUUUAUUCUUAAAAGACCUAUGUUAUAUAAUUCCUUAUAAACUUCAAUUAUAAAAUAUAAAUUACCUUUAACUUUAUUAAACUAUAAAUGUGCAAUUAGAAAUUAUUGUCAUAAAUUUUUUCAAUAAUUAAAAUAUUUUGUUAAAUUUGUUGAAUAUAAACAAUUAGCGUUUUUAAUACUUUAUUAAUUCAACAAAAUCUUGUAUUGAAGUUUACAAUUAUUUCAUUUAAAAUUAUUCCAUAAUUGUGAAUUUCUACAAGUUAAUUUUUUUCUAAUUUAUACAAAUAAAUCCACAAAUUAGCCUUCAUCUAAAAUUGUUAUUUCAUGCUAUAAAAUUUAUUUUAUUGAAUUUUUAACAAUAACAAUAUUUAGGAAAACUUAGGUUAAUUAUUGUAUAGCUUAAGAUAUUUUCAGUGGUUUGAAAAUUAUAAACCCAAAAUAUCAAAAUUUAUUAUUUUACAAUAAUUUAGUAUAUUUGAAUGCUAAAAAGUAUUUAUUUUUUAAGCCUUUUUUUAAAUUUUUUUAAUAAAUCUCUAUUUUUUAUUGCAUUUUGAAUAAAAAUAAAUAUAUAUUUUUAAAUGAAAUAAGUAUGUGUAUUUAAUUUUUUUUAAUUUGUAUAUAAUACGCUUAGGUACAUAUAAAUUAUUUUCAUAGAAAUUAAAAUAAAAAUAAACUAUAUAAAUUAAAGAAAUAUAUUUAAAUUUUUCAUAUAUAAAGCUUAUUGAAUAAGUAUAGUCUUUUAAGUAUCGCAGAUGGUUUUCUUUUUUAAAUUAACGCCGUAAAUUCGAACGAUAUAUCACAAUCAUAUAAAAUUAUAGUGAUAAAUAUUGUAAAAAAAAAAAACUAAAAAUAUUU